AUGAAUGGCCACAUCGUCGCUCAAGGUUCCACACAGUUCUCCUUGGACGAUGUUGAAGUCGUCACAGCUACGAUCGAUAUCGAGGACGUGCGCUCACAUCGCACAUCCCGCAGCCGCGCGUUCCAGGCUGCCCGUUCUGAGGCUUUUCAUCGGAUUGAAGUGCCAUUUGCACUUUCAAGUGGAAAGUUUGGCGAUACAGAUGGGGCGAUGGCCCUGGGUAUCCGGGCCAAGCUUUCUGGGGCAAGGUUUCAUGCUCCAGAGGAACGGAUAGCCUUGCUGGCUCUGGGACUACCUCAGGCGCUCCCGUAUACGGGGAUACGUGUCCUUCUCAGCGGAGGUAUUUAUUCCUGCGCUACAGCUGUGAUAGUAUAUUCCAUGUGCCACCUCGUGGCUGAAGCUGCACGCAAGGGAGACAGGCAAGUCAUUCUUGAUGCAAGACGAAUGGUCGGAGAGCCGGAAGACUCGGUUUAUACACCUUUGGACCUGCAUGAGUUCUGCAUCAAGAUCUUCCACACGCGUUACAUGGGCGCCAAGAACUCUAGCGCAGAAACGAGAAAGAGGGCCAAGGACCUCUCAGAAGACUUGAACAUGGACUCGGACGCCCUUGUCACCUCUGUCCGUGACCUGUUCGCGUUCGUUACUGGUAUGCGACCUCAGUUCAGAGCCCAUGGCGGAUCCGGUGCGGAGAAUUUGGCACUACAGAACAUCCUCUCCGCGGCUAUUUCACAAAAUACGUCGUUCAGCAGUAAGACUGAUCUCAAGAAGUUCAUUGCCUACGCUCGGGAUGCGUUUGAAAUUACUAUCUUGAACGAUUUUUUGACCGCUAUACCUACCGCUGAGCUAGAGCCAAUUUCAGAGGCGUAUGUCCAAGCGGAUGAGGUGGACGUGGGCGUGAGGUAUGAUGAACUAUCAGUCUUUGGUCGUUUCCGCAAAGUGGAGAAGCGUGGACCAUACGGCAUGUUCACGAAGCUGGUGCGCGAGUGGGGCUCAAUCCCGUCUCCCGUUCAAGUCAGUGCGAGUCAAGCAUAA
Messenger RNA from Suillus plorans, 1029 nucleotides. RefSeq lists its product as uncharacterized. The transcript has 8 exons. Gene Ontology annotation, cellular component: cytoplasm. The record is from RefSeq and is a predicted model, not a curated record. Gene Ontology annotation, molecular function: NAD+ synthase (glutamine-hydrolyzing) activity; glutaminase activity. Lineage: Eukaryota; Fungi; Basidiomycota; Agaricomycetes; Boletales; Suillaceae. Gene Ontology annotation, biological process: NAD+ biosynthetic process. Bases 1 to 1029 code for a protein of 342 amino acids.